UGCGGAGGAGUGUACACGGAGCCGCAGGGGAUAGUGCAGAGCCCGCUGUACCCGAACGCGUACCCGAAGGACCGGGAAUGCAUCUACGUGGUCCAGGCCCCGCCGGGCAAGGCGAUCGACUUUCAGUUCAAUUCCUUCGACAUCGAGGGAUCCGUGGGGUGCAUCUUCGACUAUAUCGAGUUCCGCGACGGUCACGACGAAAACUCUCCCUUAAUCGAGCGGUAUUGCGGGCCGCCCGAGAGGAUCCCGCUCCCCGUCAUCUCCACUCACAACUACCUGUACGCGAAAUUUGUGACGGAUGGGUCCGUCCAGAAUCACGGGUUCAUGGCCAACUACUCCUUCAUCGACGUCGGCUGCGGCGGCAUCUUCACCGAGAGGAUCGGCGUGAUCCACUCCCCGUUGCACCCGGACGUGUACCCCAACCGCGCGCGGUGCACCUACAUCGUCGCGGGGGCGGUGGGCACCAUCGUGAGGCUCACCUUCACCAGCUUCCACCUGGAGGAGCACGUUCGGUGCAACUUCGACUACCUCGAGGUGUACGACAAUACGACCCUGCCCAAUACCGGGGGCCUCGUCGGGCGUUAUUGCGGGAGGGUGAAUCCUCCGGUGUUGACGUCCACGGAGAAUGUCAUGACGUUGAUCUUCAGGUCAGAUCACAGCAUCGGCGGGCAGGGCUUUUCUGCCGCUUAUAUCAUCCUCAAUGAUACCGCUGAAUGCGGCGGGACGUACUACACGCAGUUGGGUGUGAUCGCUACCCCGAAUUACCCUGACGGUUACCCUCACAACCUCGACUGCACCUGGAUCAUCUCGGCCCCGUCCGGCCGGCAGAUCAACCUGAACGUGUCGGACUUCACGCUGGAGAUGCACCAGGAGUGCCAGUACGAUUACCUGGAGAUCAGGAACGGGGGCUACGCGAAUUCGCCCCUGAUCGGGAAGUACUGCGGGAACCAGCUGGAGGGGCAGGUCAUCCCGUCGCACGGGAAUAAGCUCUGGAUGCGUCUCGUGACCGACAGGUCCUUCUCGGCGAGGGGGUUCAGGGUCUUCUGGGACUCGUCGUCCACCGGAUGCGGAGGGGAGACGGGAGGAGCAGAAGGAUCCAUCAUUUCUCCCAAUUACCCUUCGCCGUACGAUCACCGAGCCAGGUGCGAGUGGAUCAUCAGGGUCAACUCGGGCUCACGCGUGAGGCUCACCUUCGUCGACUUCGACGUGGACAGCCAUCCCGCGUGCAGGCGAGACUUCGUCUCGAUCCGAGAGGGGGGAACCAGGAGAGGUCGGCGGGUGGGGACGUAUUGCGGGAACAACGCACCCGACCCCAUCGUGACCGACGGGAACGAGGUCCACGUCGUCUUCAGGUCCGACGGGUUCAACAACGGACGAGGCUUCAAUCUCCGAUACCGAAUCGUGUGCGACAACGUGAUCGAGACGGGCCACCUGCGACACGGCGUGAUCGAGAGCCCCAACUUCCCCAACCCGUACCCGCACAACCGCAACUGCACCUGGACCCUGAGGGCCCCCCGAGGCAGCGUCCUCCUUCUCACGUUCUCCCACUUCUCGAUCGAGGAUCACCACUCCGGGAACUGCUCCUACGACUUUCUCCAGGUGCUGGAGUCAGGUACUAGCGGAGGUACUAGCGGAGGGAAUUCCAGCCUGGGGAAAUUCUGCGGGACUUCGUUGAUCCCCCAGCCGAUUCAGUCGACCAAGGACACGGUCUACGUCGUCUUUCAGUCCGAUUACAGCGUCGCCUACAAUGGGUUCCGCCUCGAGUGGAUGGUCUUAGGCUGCGGGGGCCUGUUCCGGAAGCCGCAGGGGAAUUUCCGGAGUCCGAACUAUCCGAAUCCGUAUCCGCACGAAGUGGACUGCGACUGGCGCAUCGUCGUGGACCCGGGGAGCGCCGUUCGGCUGACCAUCCACGACUUCGACAUCGAGGGUCACUGCGGAUUCGACAAUCUCACCAUCUACGGGGGACCGGAGCCGACGAGUCCCGUGCUGACGACGCUGUGCGAGAAGGAGGAGCGGGGGAAGGUGGUCACCUCCCAGGGGAAUCAGAUGCUGGUGUCGCUGCGCUCCGACGUCUCGGUCAGCGGGCGGGGGUUCAAUGCCUCGUGGAUCACGCAGCAUUCGAACUGCGGCGGCCUGUUCACGACCCCGACGGGGAACAUCCUCUCCCCGAAUUACCCGCAGAACUACGACCACAGCGACGACUGCGGGUAUCUCAUCCGGGUGGAUGCGAACCAUGCCGUGGAGUUGCAGUUCGUCGACUUCGACGUGGAGCCGCAUAAUAAUUGCUCCUAUGACUAUGUUGCGCUCUUUGACGGCCCGGACGAGAAUUCCCCGGAGCUCAUGCGCCACUGCGGGGCGAGUCUGCCCUCGCCGGCGGUUUUUCGUUCGACGGGGAACGAGAUGUUCCUCCGGCUGAAGGCGGACGGGUUCGCGGCCGCGAGGGGUUUCAUGGCCAACUACUCUCGGGUAUGUGGGGCUCGAAUCGUGACCGAGGACGGAGGAGUGAUCACCAGCCCGCACUAUCCGCAUCUCCUUCCUUGGAAGAGCUUCAAUUGCUCGUGGAUCGUCCAAGCUGCUCGUCCGGACGAGAGAAUAGCGAUCACCGUGGGCGACCUCGACCUGCAUUCGACCGGGGACCACAACUGCUCCGAGGCGUAUCUGUCCAUCCUGGAGGGGGAGGGGCCGGAUGCGACCGAGAUCGGGAGGUUCUGCGGGUCGGCGGUGCCGCCGGCGGUGUUCUCGAGGGGGGCGGUGGUGGUGGUGCGGAUGGUGGUGGUUCUGCAGUCGAGGAAUCCGCUCAGGGGGGCGGGGUUCAGUCUUGGUUAUUCCAUUGCGACUGGG
Messenger RNA from Darwinula stevensoni, 2841 nucleotides. The record is from the annotation of a GenBank genome assembly. NCBI's taxonomy places the organism in Eukaryota, Metazoa, Arthropoda, Ostracoda, Podocopida, Darwinulidae.